Camelina sativa (false flax) is the source of this 751-nucleotide messenger RNA. RefSeq names its product MLP-like protein 328. The record is from RefSeq and is a predicted model, not a curated record. Gene Ontology annotation, biological process: defense response. NCBI's taxonomy places the organism in Eukaryota, Viridiplantae, Streptophyta, Magnoliopsida, Brassicales, Brassicaceae.
CGAUCACUAAAAGAAAGCAUAGAAGAAAAAAAAAAACAAGGGAAGCUUAAAAACGAUAGAGGAAAAGAAAUGCCGACGUCGGGAACAUACGUCACGGAGGUUCCGUUGAAAGGAUCGGCGGACAGACAUUACAAGAGCUGGAAGAGCGAGAACCAUCUCUUCCCUGACGCCAUCGGCCAACACAUCCACCAUGUCGUUGUUCACGAAGGCGAACAUGACUCUCACGGGUCUAUCAGGAGUUGGAACUACACAUAUGAUGGAAAGCCGGCCACGUUCAAAGAAAGGAGAGAGAUAGAUGAUGCGAACAAAACGUUGACGAAAAGAGGACUGGAUGGUCACCCGAUGGAGCAUCUCAAAGUGUUUGAUGUCAUUUACGAAUUUAUUCCUAAAACUGCGGAUAGCUGCGUCUGCAAGAUCACUAUGAUAUGGGAAAAGCGCAACGAUGACUUUCCCGAACCAAGCGGCCUCAUGAAAUUCGUCAAGAACAUGGUUGUUGAUAUUGAAGGCCACGUCACCAAAGCUUAACCGUCAUUAUCAAUGCCAAUACCAUCAUCACAGUCCAUCAUCAGUAUCUCGAUGUAUUACUUAAGAUGUUUUUCAAUAUAAUAAAUGGGGUGUUGUGUGGGGUUUCAAAUACUAUAUAUGUAAGUGUUUGGUACUGGAAGAUGCUUGGAUUUGUUGUUAUGCUCAUCAUAUAUCGGGUUCGAUAUAAUGAUUAUUAAUAAAUAAAAACUAAAAUCAGUAAUCUACA